UGCCUGCUGAGCUAAUUUCUCCCUGAUAAGAAGGAUGAAAAUCCACAUACAAUACUUUUUCAGUAGCUUGGGGCAGUAGCGGGGUAGGCUCUUGGAGUGUAAAGUAGCUACGAGGGUUUCUUUGUUGCCACAAUUUGGUAAAUGUCACCUGGGCUAAGAGCUGUGCGCUGACUCUUGGGAACAGAAGCCGCGUGCAAGGCUAGUUCUCCAGGUUCACAGCCUCCUAGAGUAAAGGGUUGGCAGGGACAGAGGUGGGGGGAGAUCAGUGGGUAGGUGUUCCAUCCGAGGCUCCUCAGGGUAAUUGCGGUUUCAUUAAAGUUGGGGAGCAGAUCGGUAAGGACGCAGCCAGGGUUUAAAUGCAGCAGGAUGGCCGCCUAGUUGAAGGGUUCGUUCGAUCUCGUUCGUUUGGAAAAUUCAACGGAAGUAGCCGGUGCUGGUCAAUCCUCCCGCCUGGAGUUCGGACGCCUGUCACUCGUGUUGGGGAUUCGAUGUCAAGGAUGAUUUUUCUGGGGCUACUGCUGGGUUUCUCCAGGCGCAAGCUCGUGGAGCUCGCUCCGUCCUCAUUAAUGCAAGCAGUUAACUCGCUCACGCUCAAUUAGCCCCGAAUAAACCACUUUAAUAGACUCGGCACACUUCAUUAAUGCCCGUCAUGGGGCUGGCUGCAGACCUGGAAUUGGCGCUCCACCGCGCGAGGGACUUGGGUUUCCAUGCGCGAAUUGCUUUCGCUGCGCGUAGUCGGGACCCUUAAACGCACCUCCGAGGUCCAGAGGCCCAUGCCCCUCGCAGAGUGUUCGCCUGGCCUGGAGAGAGGUGUUCCCGCUCGUAUUUACAGACCUAAAGCGUUCACACUGGGGGUCCGGGGUCAGGGCUACCGGAGCUUAUCCUCUCCGGCUGGUGUGAGGCUGUGUUUUUCUCUUAGCUGACCGCCUGAAACCGGAUCGUGCAUUCGGCCCGUUCUUGGUACUAGUGUAAAGAGCCACGUUUCGAACGAAUUUCGUCCUCGGGAAAGUCCUUGGCGAGAGUCUGAGGAGCCCUGGCUUCGGAAUGCGGCAGAAAAUAAGAAACUGGCUGCGCCGCUGAAGAAAAUAAAUUGAGUGUUGGGGGAAACAAGAUCGGGCAGAUAGCCCGGAAAGGUUGGCUCCCACGAGCGGUGGUGGCUGCAAGCGCCCCCUCCUCCCACCGAGCCCCAGGUCUUCGCUCCUGGGGGCAGGCGAAGAAAGGCCAGGUUUGUACGCCGGGCUGGUGGGUUCUCCCACCCGGGCACGGAGCGGGCUCCGGCCCGCGUGCAGUCAGAGUCCCGCCACCACCAUUGCUCGCUUGGUCGGGGGCAGGCCGAGCACCGAGAGGAGGCAGCGGCGGCCCCCGGUGGCGCCGGCCCGGCCCUGGGUAGCCAAAGAUGAGGAUCUGAUUUCCAGCUCCAGGAGGGGAAGAAGAGGUGACAACAAAUCAAAGAGCGCUCACCUCGCCUAAGACCGGGCCGACCUUUGAAGUUAGAGAGUCUUCACCUCCUCCCUUCCUCCCAUCUCCCCAACCAGCCCCUGCUUUCUUUCUGGCCCAAUUCCUAUUUUUUGCUUCGCCUCGUCUCAGUGCUAUAGGAUGGUCUCUGUCCUCGGCGCGACCCUUGCUGGGAGCAGUAGAGCAGAUUGGUGCGGAGGCCACGGCUCUGCCCGCGGGGCCGGCGCGCUCACUCCAGAGGCGCUAUCACCGCAGAUUUGAGCCUUCCCUCGCCCCCGGGCAGAAUUAAUUGCUGCGGCCAGACUAUCUUUUCAUUCGAUUGUUAAUUUAACUGGAUUGUUAAUUUAACUGGCGCAGGCCGCUCUUGCCGGCUCACCGUGUUUUGCACCCUCUACUCCCAGCAGAGCCUCUUUCCUUACUUCCCCAAACAGCCAGUGUGACCUUCUCUCCAGCCUCCAGGAACAAGGGUUCCUGGGUCAAGAUGGUCCUCUCUCCUCUCGCCAACGAGUGCGGCACUUCACUCUCAGUAAAGGCUUCGCUGCAGGAAAAGGCAGCCGAGUCUGGGCCUGAGCCUUGCUGGCCUGGGCUGAGGGUACGCUAGUCUGGGGAAGCUGCCUGCCUAGGUGUCAGUGCGUUCUGUGAACGAGGGAGCGGGAGAAUGUGUUGCAUACCCCAGGGAAGAGGACCUACUCCAGGUUAGAAGACAUCUAAGGAGGGGAAGGGAGGGAGAAGGGGUAAAGGAAGCAGCAGGCAGCAGAGGAUCGAGAGUGCAAAGGAGGAGGGGGUCCCAAGCAUCCGGCUCCCACAGUGACUUCUUGAGCAGCCCUCAGCUCAGAGCUCAGGAGAGGCAGUUCAGCGCCAGAGGGUCCCAAGGCCUCCUGUAUACUUGUAUACUUUCGGCUUUCAUUCUCUGUCUCGCCUCAACUAGACAGACCUAAGUGUCUGGGAGGGACAGAGAUAAAGGCCUCUCUGUAGAGCACCAACCAGUCCAUGGAGGCUGGAGACCCUGACCAAGGAGUCCAGGAGAUGCCAGCCUGUUGGUCACUUCAGCAUGGCUUCCCUCUGGCCUUGCUCAAGCUCCCUGGCCUUGCAGUUGGAGGGUGCCUAGACCAUAGUGGCUGAGGCCAACCAACCUCCAUGCUAUUUCUUACCCAUAGGCAUAGCACCUGCCCAGGGCUCACCACACUCACAAACAUCCUGAGAACGCAAAGACCUUGCCCCCUUUUCUGUGGGUUAGGGAGGGCACUGAAGCCCCUUGCAUGCAACUGAAGAUGUUUCCCUGAGUUAAUGAACAUGGGUGUCAGUGUCCACGCUGAAACAAAGGUGAUCCCUAAGGGCUGUUAUAGGGAAUCAGUCCACAAGCAGCUGCAGAGAGGGUGGUGUCAACAGGGCUUAUUAAUAGUAAGGCAGAAAAGCAAAUUUGUGGUCAAAGUGAGAGUUUUCUAGGGGCCAAACUGAAGGUCAGAUAGUAGAAAGUAAUGCACAGGAGUUGGGAGAUAAUAUGGAUUCGUGUGAGUUUGUGUGCUAUCUGUGAGGUUCUUUGUGGGCGUCCUGUGAUCCCGUGUGUUUGUCUGUGCAUGUGUGUGUGUGUGUGUGUUGUUUCCUUUGUUUUGUAGCGGGACCACUAGUCCUCUCACAUUAUCUUUGCACCUUGUUGUCAACUCAGCUUCAGAACGCGUGGAUCUGUCAGGGUGCAUUUGUGAGUUUCUCUGCACAUGAAUAUGUAAGUAGGCUUCAGAGUUCCUGUUAUCUUUGCAGGAGAGUGUAAUCCUGUGUUGACUUCAGCUUGCGUGGAUCAGAGUUUCCCGUGCUUCUGACUUUCUGUGUCGUCUACACUGUAGUCCUUCAUUUAAGUUGGUUGCAUUGCACUGGAUUUAGUUUCCUGCAGGUUUCUGUAUCGAGCUGUGUGUCUCUGCCAGAGGCCAUUUGAAGGGAGCUCUGGGAUAAGCGAGGGCUCCUGUCUUUUCUUCGAGAUCGAGAUUGAGAACCCACCACAACUACCACAAUGGGCAGCAAAACCUUGCCAGCGCCUGUGCCCAUCCAUCCAUCCCUGCAGCUCACCAACUACUCCUUCCUUCAGGCAGUGAACGGCCUGCCCACGGUGCCCUCGGACCACCUGCCCAACCUGUACGGUUUCAGUGCGCUGCACGCUGUGCACCUGCACCAAUGGACGCUGGGCUAUCCGGCCAUGCACUUGCCACGAUCUUCUUUCUCCAAAGUGCCAGGAGCCGUGUCCAACCUGAUGGACGCGCGCUUCCAGCUACCUGCCUUUCCUUGGUUCCCUCACGUCAUCCAGCCCAAGCCCGAGAUCACCGCUGGAGGCAGCGGCCCCGCGGCGCUCAAGACCAAGCCGCGCUUUGAUUUUGCCAACCUGGCCUUGGCUGCCACGCAAGAAGAUCCGUCUAAGCUUGGCCGAGGAGAGGGUCCCGGCUCGCCCGCCGGUGGCCUAGGCGCCCUUCUGGAUGUGACCAAGCUGUCCCCAGAAAAGAAGCCCACGAGAGGACGCCUACCUUCCAAGACCAAGAAGGAGUUCGUCUGCAAGUUCUGUGGCCGCCACUUCACCAAGUCUUACAACCUACUUAUCCAUGAGCGGACGCACACCGAUGAGCGGCCCUACACCUGUGACAUCUGCCACAAAGCCUUCCGGAGGCAAGACCACCUACGGGACCACAGAUAUAUUCACUCCAAAGAAAAGCCUUUCAAGUGUCAAGAGUGCGGGAAAGGAUUCUGCCAGUCCAGGACUCUCGCUGUCCACAAGACGCUACACUCACAGGUGAAGGAGCUCAAAACCUCCAAGAUCAAAUGCUAAAUGGAGCCUCGGGGUCAUCAGGACCCUGGGGCGCACGCCCCCUCCUCCAGAGAGAUCAGAAGCCGGAAGGCGACUCUAGCGAGCAGCAGGAGGGGCUCUCGGACUUCUCCCCGCCCCCCCCUCCCCGUCCCAAACAAUGUCCCCUGGGUCCCGGACGCACGCGGAACUCCAGAGCCCCACCCGGGGCCGUGACCCCGGCCGCCCGGGCGGUUCCCCCAGGACGCGGCUAAACUCUUGGCCAAAAGGCUGUACUCACGUGGCGGAAGGGAAACUGCAUUUUUUAAAAAAGAACGAAAGCUCCGCGGAGCCGCAGCGGCGCCUCUCCCAGAAGUAUUACUUUUUCUAUUGUUAUUUUAUACGUUUUCUUUAUUAUUUUUUUUCUUUGACCAUAUAAGCUUGUAACUCUGACUGCGGAGAGAGAGGGGAGAAGAAAAGAAGUUCUGCGCGCUCUCGCAGCUUCCAGCCCCUCCUCCCGCCCCACCUCCACUUUCGGGAGCCUGCAAAAGUGUAAUCCUUGUAUCUGCUUGAGCCGCCCCGCCUGGGACCGUCUGCGGGGCCCGGCAGCACCCGCUGGCAGCUCCCGCGGCGCAGCCGGCUGUGGGGUCCCGGACUUUGGCAGGGCAGGGGCCGCGGGCCCUGGGGCUGGAGGGGCGCGGCCUCCGGCUCCCCUGCUCCGUCACCGGUCACCGUGAGCAAGCAGCCGGCUAGGAGCAGGGCGUUGUAUUGAGAUUGGCACUUUAUGCUGACCAUCGGUAACGGACAUUUAUCACUGGAGUUUUUUUAAGAAUAUGAAAUAAACGGUUAUUUUAC
Pteropus alecto (black flying fox) is the source of this 5074-nucleotide messenger RNA. It is a transcript of the gene OSR1, whose product is annotated as odd-skipped related transciption factor 1. Gene Ontology annotation, molecular function: RNA polymerase II transcription regulatory region sequence-specific DNA binding; DNA-binding transcription factor activity, RNA polymerase II-specific. Gene Ontology annotation, cellular component: nucleus. The transcript has 3 exons. The record is from RefSeq and is a predicted model, not a curated record. Lineage: Eukaryota; Metazoa; Chordata; Mammalia; Chiroptera; Pteropodidae. Gene Ontology annotation, biological process: embryo development; urogenital system development; regulation of transcription by RNA polymerase II. The coding region runs from base 3461 to 4264 and encodes 267 amino acids.